CUCUUUCACAAAGUCGCAUCAAGUGUCAUUUGCUAGAAUGUAUAUAUGAAUAUUUGAACUGAUCGAACAGGAAAGGGCACCUAAGAGUAUACAAUCGGAAAAGAAUACCGGUGGAUCUUCCACUUUAUCUCAAAAGCAGGCUUGCCUGCUGGUCCCACCAACUCAACGGCACGUCUAACAUGCUCUCGACAAAACUUCUCCCUCCUCAUCCAAAGACGCAGGCUCUUGACUCAGACACUUUUCACGUGCCUCCCCUCGACGCCUCGCUAACUCUCGCCGAAGUUGUCGAAUGGAAUGCUGCCCAUAGCCCGAGUCAUCCCUUAUUCAAGUUUCCGCUCGCCAUUGGAGGCGUUCGAACGAUAUUCUGGGCAGAGGCAAACGCUGCUGUCUUGAAUGGCUCCAAGAUCCUACAGCAUCGCAUUCACACAACUGGCAGAAACCCGCGACCGGUUGUCGGUAUUCUGGCUAUCUCAGACGUGAUCCCGUACGCGAUGAAUCUACUGAGUUGCCUACGUUGCAACUUCGUGCCCUUUCCAAUUUCACCGAGAAACUCUCCGUUGGCCGUCGCUCAUCUCGUCGAACGCGCACAGAUCGAGUAUGUUCUAGUAGGCCGAGAGAAGAGCAUGCAGGAUCUCAUACAGCACGCGCUCGAUAUCACGCGCUCUAAGUACCCUCAGGUUACACCGCCAGAAGUUCUGCCUAUGCUCCAGUUUGACGAGGUCUACUCCCCAUCAGAGGCCACAGUCAAUCUUCCAGAUGUCACUCCCUACGUGGGCGCCGGCCCCGAUGCAGACACCCUUGUACUGCAUUCCUCUGGAUCCACUUCGUUUCCAAAGCACAUUCCCUGGACCAACUACCGCUUUACCAUGCUGCAACUUAUUCCGUUCUUUGGCGGACGGGAUUUAACUGGGGAAAUCUUCUCUCUCCAUACCAUGCCAAUGUACCAUGGCAUGGGUGUUCUUCAGAUUUGCUGGGCGGCGGCUUGUGGGCUCGUAAUAAGCGCCUUCGAGCCAGUGUUUCCCUCUACUCUCCCCACGCCGGAUAACCUGUAUGUCGCAGCCAAUGGAACUGACAGCAACGUUAUCUUUUGCGUGCCAUCAAUCAUCGAACAAUGGGCUUCGAACCCCGAAUACGUCAAAUGGCUCGCUUCGAGAUCUGGUGUGCUCUUCGGGGGUGGUCCUCUUAACAAAGAGAUUGGCGACUAUCUAACGUCGCAGGGAGUCAGCAUCUUCAUUCUAUACGGGCUGACGGAAGUUGGCAUCAUUAGCCCUAUCCUACCUGCUACCGUCGACUACGAUUGGGAUUAUUUCACCUUUCCGAAGCUCAUCACGCCUGACUUUGUUCCAUAUGGUAACAACUCCUUUGAGCUCCUCAUCGUGCCAAAUGAAUUCUCUGAACCUCACGUACUAAACACGAAAUCUAAUGGCAUACAGGCGUAUGCGACCUCCGACCUUAUCACCCCCCAUCCUACCAGGCCAGGGCUCUGGAAAGUCUUUGGCAGGACUGACGACCAGAUAAUGCAUAGUACUGGAGAAAAGACAAACCCGGGACCAUUAGAGAACAUGCUCAACCAGGACAAACACGUAUUGUCCUCAGUCAUGUUCGGGCGAGGGAAGUUCCAAGCUGGCGUUCUCAUUGACCCCGCCCCGAACUCGCGCUUUGACCCGGUGGACGAGGUCAAGCUCGCCGAGUUCCGUAACCUGAUAUGGCCGACUGUUGAAGCUAUGAACGCAUAUGCUCCGCAACACUCGCGUAUCUUCAAAGAGAUGAUCAUCGUCGCAAGCCCGUCCAAACCAUUCACUUACACAGCAAAGAAUACGGCCAGGCGGCAGGCUAUCAUCGAUACGUACGAGGAAGAGAUUGAGAAGGCGUACUCCUCCGCACACGAAAGUACCCAGAGCGGAAUUUCGCCGCCCUCCGAGUGGAGCCAGGCUCAGACGCUAUCGUUCGUGCGAAAAAUUGUCUACUCCGCGCUUGGACAAGAGAUACCCGAUGACGUAGACCUUUUCCAGCAUGGUUGUGACAGUUUACAGGCCACUUGGAUUCGAAACUCCAUUCUGCGCGCUUUGCGCGACUCCUCUGAUAUUGAUACGCGCUCAGUCAAGGAGAACAUGGUCUACAUGAACACGUCCAUCUCGGCUCUUGCUACAUUCGUCGUGAAAUUCGUAUGCGGACAAGGCACAGAGGAUAAUAUCGACCUCAGGCAGCGGGCCUUGCUCAUGCAGUCCUUGGUCGACAAGCAUCUUUCCGAAGCCCUACCAGUGCAUCAGCCUCGUUCGUCUUCGCAGCCGGACGGAAUGGUCGUGCUCGUUACCGGCACGACGGGGACAUUUGGAAGCCAGACAUUGGUGUCUUUGAUCCAGGAUCCUGCAGUCACGCGUGUGUAUGCAUUGAACCGGGCAAGCUCAAGCGGGCAGGCGAUUGAGGUACGGCAGACGCAAGCAUUCGAAGAGUGGGAAUUGGAUACGGCGCUUCUGAAAGCAGAGAAGCUGCAGCUUUUGGAGGGAAAUGUUCUCGCCGAGAAUUUUGGGGUCGGAGAGGCGACGUAUCAAGAGAUCACAAAGAAUGUCACCCACAUUGUACAUAACGCUUGGAUAGUCAACUUUAAUCUCCAAGUUGAUGCCUUCGGCGAGAACCUACGAUCUGUCCGGCGCUUGGUCGAUUUCUCCCUCAGCUCUCCGCUUGCAACACCCCCGAAGUUCGUUUUCACGAGCUCUAUAGGGGUACUACAAAACGUGCAGGGUAAAACUGCCGUUCCCGAGGCCCACGUCGGCGCAGAAGUUGCAGCGGGCAGCGGAUAUGCAGAGUCAAAAUGGAUCACGGAACAGAUACUGCAGCGCGUGUCCGCACAAGUGCCUUCGUUCAAUAGUCUUAUUGUGCGAGUGGGACAACUAUGCGGAGGGGCAAACACAGGUAGCUGGAACACGAAGGAAUGGUUUCCCGCCCUCGUUCAAAGCGUGAAGGCGACGGGGUGCUUCCCAACCGAGGAGAAGUCGGUAUCAUGGAUUCCAACAUCCGUCGCUGCGUUUCUCCUCGUCAAGCUCACAGGGUCUACAUAUCGCCCUCGGAGCGGCAUCGUCCACCUCAUCCACCCCCAUCCGGUCCAGUUCUCCAGCCUUGCGGCGCCUUUUUCGUCGGCCCUGAACGUGCCUAUGGUGUCGUACAAGGAAUGGCUGUCCAAGCUCGAGGCGCUGAACGGCGAGGCGAGAGACGCGGACGUAUCGGAUCUCCGGGCCUUGCGGCUGCUCACGUUCUUCCAGGGACUCGCAUUAGACAAGACAGCAGGUGACGCGAUGGGUUUUGCUAAACUCGAUUGCACGCAGUUGAAGGCGAGUUCUGUGCUGGCGGAUGCCGAGUGCGAGCCGCUCGGCGCAGAUAAUGUGCGGAGGUGGCUUGACUACUGGCGUCGCAAAGGAUUGAUGUCACGGUGA
This is a messenger RNA of Coniophora puteana RWD-64-598 SS2, 3431 nucleotides long. RefSeq names its product acetyl-CoA synthetase-like protein. Lineage: Eukaryota; Fungi; Basidiomycota; Agaricomycetes; Boletales; Coniophoraceae. The coding region runs from base 180 to 3431 and encodes 1083 amino acids. The record is from RefSeq and is a predicted model, not a curated record. The transcript has 17 exons.